AACACAUCCACUGUACAAUUUCUCCACACCGGGCAAACACUAUUGUCGUACCCUGAUUUCGCCAUGGCUGCUAACGACUUUGAGAACGGUUUACGAAAAUACGAAAGAAAUGCUGUUUGCGUUUGCUGUUUCAAGCUCCCAGACCCCGAGGACGAAGGCUUCCACUGGGCGAUCACUGUCUGCAACAACGCGGAAGAAUACAGCUUCUACCUUUUUCAUGCUACUAAUCCAACCAACUCUGCAGCACGAUGGGAAUAUCGAUGUACCAACUACCCACUACGCAGAUCACAGGCGUUGAAAUCCGUGAACGAGAUAGGAUUUUUGUCGCAGGGCUGGACUGCAGAUCUUCUCAAGCGCGAACUCGCUGUGAUCCCACUUGACGUUGAAGCAAGCGAUGGUGUACCACCUAACAGAUUUAGUUGUCGCAUAUGGGUCCAACGUGCACUCCAGCACAUAUCGCGCAAACGUAUAGUGCUAUUCAGAGGAUCUCAGACUUUUCUCAAUGUAGAAAGGAUUAUGAAUGAAUGCUCAGAGGCCGCCGGCGAAGCCAAGUUUAGCGGCCAGCUUGUGCAGCGACGCUCCGGCUGUCACACCAGUAACACCGAAAUGCGUGUUCAAACUGACAUCGCGCUACCGCACGGAGUACAGUUUCGGGCACUAUAAACAUCACUGGAGCGGCAUUUUAGUCACAUAUCGAUAUGCCUGCAUUCUUAUUUCCCUUCUCUGAUUGUAUCUCCUACAUAGCUUGUGUUUUGUGCUCC
Somion occarium is the source of this 761-nucleotide messenger RNA. NCBI's taxonomy places the organism in Eukaryota, Fungi, Basidiomycota, Agaricomycetes, Polyporales, Cerrenaceae. The record is from the annotation of a GenBank genome assembly.